CCCUGUUCGGCUUUCGCCGCUUUCCAGCCUGGACGUUGGCGGCGCGCGCCGCCGAGCCGCGGCAGCGCCGGAGUUUUCCUGCUCCCGGCAAACUUCGGUACUUGGCUGAGAUCCUGCGAGCGGCGAGGAGCCCGUCCCGCCCGCGGCCGCGCUCCCGCGGCGCGGGGCUCCGGCGGAGCGGCCGCGGCGCGGCUGGGAGGGAGCCGCGCUCGCUGAUGCCCGCAGAUGUUAGCGGUGGGGCAGAUGGAUGCUAAUCGCCAGAGCGCGUUCGUCCUCAGCAGUGCGCCGCUGGCCGCGCUGCACAACAUGGCCGAGAUGAAGACCUCCCUCUUCCCCUACGCCCUGCAGAACCCCUCCGGCUUCAAGGCGCCGGCCCUGGGCGGACUCAACACGCAACUCCCCUUGGGGACACCGCACGGAAUAAGCGACAUCCUGGGGCGGCCCGUGGGCAGCGCCAGCAACCUGCUGGGUGGGCUGCCCCGCAUCAACGGGCUGGCGGCCUCGGCCGGGAUGUACUUCAGCCCCGCCGCCGUCUCCCGCUACCCGAAACCGCUGGCGGAGCUGCCGGGGCGGCCGCCCAUUUUCUGGCCGGGAGUGGUGCAAGGCUCUCCCUGGAGAGACCCUCGGCUCGCCUGUCCCGCUCAGACCGGGAUGGUUUUGGACAAGGACGGUAAGAAGAAACACUCUCGACCGACUUUCUCUGGGCAGCAGAUAUUUGCUUUAGAGAAAACCUUCGAACAGACGAAAUACUUGGCAGGACCGGAGCGCGCCCGGCUCGCCUACUCCCUGGGGAUGACCGAGAGCCAGGUGAAGGUGUGGUUCCAGAACAGACGGACCAAGUGGCGGAAGAGACACGCGGCGGAGAUGGCCUCGGCGAAGAAGAAGCACGACUCGGAGACGGAGAAGCUGAAGGAGAGCUCGGACAAUGAGGACGAUGACGAAUAUAACAAGCCUCUGGACCCCAACUCAGACGACGAAAAAAUCACAAGGCUAUUGAAAAAGCACAAAUCCACGAACCUGUCCCUUGUCAGCCCCUGCAGCACCAGCUCGGACACCUUGUGAGGGCACGGGCCGACGGCCGCGAUGGGGCGAGUGUAACUGGGUGUUUGAAGUGGUGUGUUGUACAGCCUGAGAUGUAUGUGAAAUGUAUAUAUAUUUUUUACAGAAUAAGUUAUGAAAUUAUUUUCUUUCUCAUCGAUGUAAAUUUCAGAGAAAUUUUUCCGACUUUUUUGGGUUUUAUUUGUGUCCCUUUAAGGUUCCUGCUCUUUCCUUUAGCCUUCCUGCUGGUCUCCUGCACCUAACAAUCAGGUUUUGUUACGUUUUCUAUGGGUCGCCAAAUCCAAGCUCAGCCACUUUGUAUAUAGUAAAUUUCAGAUUUUGUGAUGUAUAUUUCUAGUGUAAAAACAGCAGUUUUCUUUCACUCCUUGUCCCUCAGUGUUUUGGCGGUUUCAUUUCUCCUGCCUCCGGAUUUUAUGCUUAAUAAUACCAAAAACAACGCCCAAAAAAAAGCACGAGAGAGAAAAGGACAUUUGAUUUUUGCAUUGGGAUCAAAUAAUGUCUCCACACGUGUUGAAAAGACUUUGUAUAAAUCAAUAAAUUAUUUA
Molecule: messenger RNA, 1604 nt
Organism: Empidonax traillii (willow flycatcher)
Lineage: Eukaryota; Metazoa; Chordata; Aves; Passeriformes; Tyrannidae
Gene: NKX6-2
Product: NK6 homeobox 2
Exons: 3
Coding region: 226-1062 (278 amino acids)
Biological process (GO): cell differentiation; regulation of transcription by RNA polymerase II
Cellular component (GO): nucleus
Molecular function (GO): DNA-binding transcription factor activity, RNA polymerase II-specific; RNA polymerase II cis-regulatory region sequence-specific DNA binding
Source: RefSeq, a predicted model, not a curated record